AUGUUGCCGUUUCUGGACGAGACCGACGAGUUGUUCAACUAUUGGAUCCUAAGGGUCUUGGUGCUGAUUGUUAUCUAUCUUGCGUGGCGUUCGACCUAUGUCCGAGAAGAUCGUCCGAAUGCAGCAGUGCUCGUGAUUGAAAACAACUUGGGGCGUUUGAAUAGCAUCCAACCACAUAGCGUUACGACGAUUAUACUGCGCAGCUCCUCACAGCAGUCCAAUAUAUCGAAUGUGACAGAAACUGAAGAGCUUGAUCUCGAAAACGACAGCAUAGCCUCAUCGAUUGAUAACAUCACGCAAUCCAUCCUGACGGAAGCUUCAGAGUCGGCCACUGGGCUUGAUUUAAGUGACACGGAAGGUUAUCCGGGUGUUGUAAGUGCUCCAGUUGUUGACACAUUUAACGAUCGCGGACCGGAGGAAAUUAUUCGACAGAUGGAUGCCACAGACCCUGAACCCAUCCCAAACGCGCAAAUCGACUCGGUAGUAUCUACCGGAUUGCGUCAAAGGUUGAACGUUACUAGCACCUGCGCUGGCCAGCCAGAGGGAGAAAAAUCUUCUGAUCGCGUUGAUAGCAGUACUGAAAAUACAGCCUCUGCAAGCAGCACUUUAACGGAACCCCCAUUGCCUACCAAACCGAUUAGAAUUAAGCUGAAGUAUUUGAAUGACGAUUCUAAGCUAGUAGAGGGCAAUUUGAACGAGGGCAUUGGUGAAUUUAAGCGACGAAACUUUACCCUUGAACUGGCAGCCCAUAAACUCGUCAGAUUAGUAUUCAACGGGCACGUGUUGCAACCUGACAAUAAGACGCUCGCUGCUUGUGGUCUGUUCGAUAACUGUGUUGUCCAUUGUCUGAUACACAAUCAGAAAUCGGCACUCAAUGGUGUCAGUACCGAUCGCCCUUUGGAAGGAUCGAUAGGGGAUAAUCAAAACCCAGCGCAUGGUCAGAUCGGUGGUUUAGAGAAUGGUGACGGCAUUGAUACGGAUGGGGCGACCGAUCGCCGAGGCACAGACACGGAUAAUCGGUCCGGCACGCGUUACGGGACGUACUUUAUCUACAUCGGCACACUAGCAGUCACUGCGGUCAUAUUGUACGGAUGGUAUUGUCGCUUUCAUUACGGCCAUUUGUUUAAUCUGAACUCCACCAUCGGGCUAAUCGUGACUACUACUACGUUCCUGAUUAUGAUGCCGACGAUUAUUCUUGCUGAUAGUAAUACACCAAAUUGA
This is a messenger RNA of Anopheles marshallii, 1221 nucleotides long. Its product is annotated as transmembrane and ubiquitin-like domain-containing protein 2. Lineage: Eukaryota; Metazoa; Arthropoda; Insecta; Diptera; Culicidae. Gene Ontology annotation, molecular function: protein binding. The coding region runs from base 1 to 1221 and encodes 406 amino acids. The transcript is spliced from 2 exons. The record is from RefSeq and is a predicted model, not a curated record.